ACCGGAACUCACAGGAACUUGUCUCGGUUUUACCCCGAAAACUUUACUGUUUGGACUUCAAACAUCCGUGUCUAGUCGUGUAACACUUUAAAGAUGAGUUGUACGAUACUUUGACGUCUCAUCUAAGAGGAAAACCGGUGGAUACCUGCGUCAACUGCCCACGCUAGUGACGUGAAAGUUCACGUGAAAAAGUAACAACCCACGCUCGAUUUUUAUCUUCCACACUUUCUUCAGGACAGGUGUGUUAUUUUCAGUUGCGAUCCAGAGGAAGGUAAGGCGACACCGUUCCGCCAUGGAGGGCAAGACGGCAGCAAGACCGGAGCUGAGGAAGGAGACCAGCGUUCCGCUCGGGCGCGAGGAGAUCCAGAUCGUCCUGGACCGCUUUCUCCAGCGUCACCUCAGCAUCCACGACAAAUCCCCGCUCGGGCAAACCAUGGCAGAUGCCGUGAGCCCGACAAGUCCACUGACGCCAACGCCCGGAGCGAGCGGCUUCAGUUCUCCAGCAAAGCCGACGGCGAAUGGUUUUUCUCCGAGUGAGCACCAGAACGGACACGCCGGAUUCAAACGCACGGGAAGCUUCGGCAAGGCCCUGGAGCAACCGGUCAUCGAUUCUAUAACUCGCAGACGAACGUGGGACAGCAACAGACACAACCGUGUCAACCAGGAACAAACCGACGACACAAAAGCCACCGAGGAACUCAAGAAGAAGAAAUCCGGGUUCCAACGCUGGCUGAAAAGCGUGUUCACGUACGAGAGCUCAAAGAAAAGCAAGAAGAAGAAAUCAGAAGAGAGCAAACAUGACUCUGAAGACGGGAACCUAGACGCACACCACCAAAAGGGCGCGAAACCAAAGAGAACUGAAAGCUUCAGCAAGUCGCUAAAACGUCGCUUCAGCCUCAGGCGAAGCAAACACAGCCCUAAAGACUCCUCAGACUCUCAGUCCCCGGGAAGCGACAGUUCGAUAAAACUCCAUGGCGUGUACAUGUCCGCACCAGCAAACGGAGACCGCCACAGCACAGACACGCUGCAAUUGGACGAUUCAACGGAGGAAGAGUCACCGCAGUCUUCCUACCGUACGCGCUCCCUGGACCCAGACGAAGUGUUGGACCCCAGGACGGCUGCACCGGGCGGGGCCACCAGACCCACCACCCUCGGUCUGGCCUCCGUACACCGGCCUGGAGGUCUGUCUUCAGAGGUCGUCAUCGACGGACUAGACAGUCCAGCAGAUGGGAGGAGGACACCAGAUGAGCGUACACAGGAGGAAAGGGAGAAGUUACUAGACAUGAUCGCAGCCAGGAUAGGACAGAUGGGGGACGACAUCCUGGAGCGUCACUUCAACUCCCGCUCUCCCAGCCCCAGCUCUGCACCUCAGGGUGCCUCCGGGGGAGGGUCUAACAGUCUAGAAGUUCCCAACAGAACAGCGAGUGGAACAGAGAUAACAGCAGUUGAGCAGGCUAUGGCCAGCUACCUGUGUGAGCUGCUGGAGAAGAACGAUGGGGUCAGACUCAACCAUGACAACCAGCCCAUCCCGGUCCAGCUGCGUGAUGAGAUGCGGGAGAACAUGACGUACGAACAGUUCAAGGAGAUGGCGACCCGCGUGCAGGCCAUCGUACAUCGCGAGUCCGGGCGGGACAUCGAACUGUCACAGCUCGCCAUGGUGUUCGGUUUCACCAAGUUCGCUAUCAAGACCGUCGGGGUGACAACGGACUACGCGAGGGUCCUCCGUAACUUCUGCUUGGAGUACCUGGAGAACACCUUUGCAGGGUGGAUAGCCAGUCAUGGAUGGGGCCAGCUAACAGAACAGGAACAAGACCCCGAUACGGAAACAUCCGAGGCAGAAUCCAGAGAAUCGGAGAUUGACUGAGUUUGGCAACGAGAAGCUUUUAGAAUGUAUAUAAAUAAGAUAACUCAUGGUUUACGUAUGGGUGAGAGGAAACGUAGCACCUGAAUGGUGGCCACACAUUCACAUAAUCAGUUCUCUGGUUUGGGGAAUUUUAUUAUGCAAUGCAAGUCUGUUGUAAUCACUCUCUCACUCUAUCCCAUAGUUCACCAUGGGAGUUACAACAAUUUUAUUUCUAUACCAAUCCCCAAACAACUUGCUAUUGUUGCUACAAAUGUAAAUAUACUGUUAACUGGUUUAUAGUUUCAAGCCAGUUACUGCAUUAUAACUGGUGCUACAGUGUUUAUAACUAUGCAUGAAUGUGAAUAUUUGCCUUGAUAAUUGUUGGCCUUACAAACAGAAAGCACGGAAAUUUUUACAAAGUUGAAGUACAUUGUUGCUGCAGAUUUUAAAGUCUUUCAAAGAUUUUUUACUAAAGGCUGAUGCAUUUUUUAAACAUAGUUGUGAAGUAGGAAUCUUAGACAAUGCAUGGAUUGUCGGAAUGCCAAGCAUUUUGUCUGUCCUCAUUUUUAAAUGGAAAAUGUGCAAAAAUGUUCCUGAUGUUUACAGCAAACUUUGCUUGUAGUAUUUCUAGGCCAAAAUGUGUUUUUCCAAAGAAUCAGUUUUUGCUCUGCUGCAUGAAGACUAUAUUACGAUAUUGCAUCCAUGUUACAUCUGUUAGACAUAGCAAAUGCAACUGUAUUUUAAGGGCUCUUUUUACCACAUGUAUUGUGUACAAUCUUUCCCAGGGACAAGCAUCUACCAUAAAAAAAAAUUGUAAUUAAAAAAAAAAGAAAAACAGUAACAGUUGAUAUUCAAAAUUGUACAUACUUUCCUCAGGAUCUGAUGAAAACAGCAAAUCUCUCAACUGGAAAAAUGUUUGACAUGUUUAAUGAGCUAUCUCUUUGUGAAAAUGCAGCGUUGUUGUACUU
Messenger RNA from Branchiostoma belcheri (Belcher's lancelet), 2811 nucleotides. RefSeq lists its product as uncharacterized. Gene Ontology annotation, biological process: regulation of apoptotic process. The transcript has 6 exons. The record is from RefSeq and is a predicted model, not a curated record. NCBI's taxonomy places the organism in Eukaryota, Metazoa, Chordata, Leptocardii, Amphioxiformes, Branchiostomatidae. The coding region runs from base 293 to 1864 and encodes 523 amino acids.